AUGGAGAACAACUCGUCCUCUUGCAAGACGAACAAACCGCCAUCAUGCGGAUCGCUCGUAACCAUCCUGAGCCUUGACGGUGGUGGAGUCAGAGGAAUCAUCACCGGAGUGAUCCUUGAUUUUCUCGAAAAACAACUUCAGGAGCUAGAUGGAGAAGAUGUGAGGCUAGUAGAUUACUUCGACGUGGUAGCCGGAACUAGCACCGGUGGCCUCAUGACGGCCAUGUUGACUGCACCGGACGAGACUGGACGACCUCUCUUCGCGGCCAAAGACAUUGUUCCGUUUUACUUUCAACACUCUCCCAAAAUAUUUCCACAGCCCGGACGCUUCUUUGGUAAGUUACCAAGGCUUCCAAAGCUUCUGUCUGGUCCAAAAUACGACGGAACAUAUCUACGAGGUAUAAUAGAUAUGUUUCUUGGAGAGACAAGACUUCACCAGACACUCACAAACGUUGUAAUACCUACCUUCGACAUCAAGAAACUCCAACCCACCAUCUUCUCCUCUUACCAGGCGUUGGUUGACCCUAGCUUGAACGUCAAUAUAUCAGACAUAUGCAUUGGCACAUCGGCUGCUCCAACUUUCUUCCCUCCUCACUAUUUUACCAAUGUAGAUAGCCAAGGCAAGACGACUGAGUUUCACCUCGUUGAUGGUGGAGUUACUGCUAACAACCCGACUUUGGUGGCCAUGACUACUGUGUCUAACCAGAUUAUGAAGAAGAGUUCUGAUAUGGGUGAGCUCACGCCGUUAGGUUACAACCGGUUUCUCGUUAUAUCGGUAGGAACAGGGACUGCAAAUAAGGAGGAGAAGUAUAACGCUAAAAAGGCUGCGAAAUGGGGAAUCAUAUCUUGGUUAUACGACGAUGGAUCUACUCCUUUAUUAGAAAUCAUCAACGAAUCAAGCCGCGACUUAGUUCAUUUCCACAGCUCUGUUGUGUUCUCAGCCCUAAAAUCCGAGGACAAGUAUCUCAGAAUCGACGAUGAUACAUUGGACAAAGAUGAAAGCUAUAUGGAUCUAGCGACAGAGACUAAUUUAGAGAAUCUUGUGAGAAUCGGAGAGAAGAUGCUGAAAAAUAGAGUCGCACAUAUGAACAUCGACACUGGCGAUUAUGAACCUGUUCCUGACAAUGUCACCAAUGGUCAAGAACUCAAGAAGUUUGCGAAAAUUCUCUCUGAUGAAAGGAAACUAAGGAUAAUGAAAAGCGACGCAAUGAAUAAAGAUUCAUCAAAGUGA
This is a messenger RNA of Microthlaspi erraticum, 1230 nucleotides long. Lineage: Eukaryota; Viridiplantae; Streptophyta; Magnoliopsida; Brassicales; Brassicaceae. The record is from the annotation of a GenBank genome assembly.